This is a messenger RNA of Rasamsonia emersonii CBS 393.64, 3096 nucleotides long. Its product is annotated as DUF455 domain protein. The record is from RefSeq and is a predicted model, not a curated record. Gene Ontology annotation, cellular component: cell periphery; cytosol. The transcript is spliced from 7 exons. NCBI's taxonomy places the organism in Eukaryota, Fungi, Ascomycota, Eurotiomycetes, Eurotiales, Trichocomaceae. Gene Ontology annotation, biological process: protein K48-linked deubiquitination. Bases 1 to 3096 code for a protein of 1031 amino acids. Gene Ontology annotation, molecular function: cysteine-type deubiquitinase activity; cysteine-type carboxypeptidase activity; K48-linked deubiquitinase activity.
AUGGUGCUCCGAAAAGCUCCACCUCCCGGCAUUGUCGUCCCUCCGCGAGGAACCGAUCAUCCUCAUCCGCGAUCCGCAACGACCCCAACCUCCAACUCGUCGCAAUCAUCACCCAACCGUCUAGUCCGCCCAAGACGGGCGCGAACCGUGAGUACAAGCCCUAGGCAGGUAUCAGUAUAUUCACCCGACCUGAAUACGUCACCUGCGUUCGACCUUAUGUCCCUCGAAGAAGCCCAGCAGAAGUCGCCGAUGGGAAGCUCCUUCAACGACCCCCAGAAUCCGUGGGCGGAAGAAUUGGUCGAGAGACCGGACCCCAAUCAUCUGCCGCCGAACUUACAAACUGGGCCUGUUAGUCAACCACAGGAAGACACUAGGGAGGAGUCGAAGGCGGGCAUCUCUCGUAUUCCCCCAAUCUUGAUGGAGGGGACGGCGCGAAGGCAGGCGGCGGAGGAGCUUCCGCGGAAUCAAGGGAACAAGGAUUCCAGCACAGAAGCACAGCCAGAGACGGGCAAACAGCGAUUGCUAUCCAACAAUCCGUUCCUCCGAGCCAGAAAUCCCAGCACAAACCCGUGGGAUCAGCAUAAUGGCAGUCACCCCGGUCAACCGCAAGGAGCUCCUGAACAGAAUGCAUGGGCCACAAAUGAUGACCCUUUCGGCGAAAGAAUCAGUCAAAGUUCAGGUUUUAUUCCAAUGACGGCACGACUGUCCUUGUUGGAUCAACCGGAGGAUCCCUGGGCCCAGCAGAAUAGUCAAUCAGCACACACGCCGGAAACAUCUACCCAACAUCAGCCGGUUAGCAGUAACAAUGCAUCAACCAUGUGGUCCGCUUCGUCGUUUGACGGCACUGCUACUUCUAGCACAUACUGGGUGGAUGGUUCCACUCAGUCGGCUCAAGAAAGGACGUCGAACGAUCAUGACCAGGGAAAUGGAGUCCAGGGUUUUGAUACUGCCACAAGUGGAAACCCUUUUCAGUCUUCACGACCUGCGGAGCAACCGGCGAUCAACUCACUGGGGUCAGGGGAUGUGGCGAACGGUUCUAACGGCGCCGCGUCGAAUCUAACACCAGCCUCCUCACAGGACCUGUUAGAUUUCAACGAUCCUCCGUCAACGAGCAACAAAGCUGAACCUGUAGAGCAGAAAGCUCCGGAACAACCCGGCCAGAACGAAAAGCACGAACAUACAUCGGUUCCCACGGAAUGUCCUCGAAGUGAUAACCAGCCCUCUAGUGCGGAGCAAGCCUCCGAACCCAGGCAACCUCCACCUACCACUACACCCCUCUCCGAGGCAGAGAUGAGAAAGCAGCUGGAGAAACAGGCAGAGACCUAUGCGAUCCGACAUAUCAACUGGACAGAUCAUUCGGGGCAACUGCGCGAGUCUCCCGUCCUGGUUCAGAACAAGAACGGACCAUGCCCGCUUCUGGCUCUGGUCAACGGGCUCGUCAUGCGCUCUGAGAAAGAUGCUCAGCCACCAAUUGUCAAAGCUUUGCAGACCAGAGAACAAAUCUCUCUGGGUUUGCUCAUCCAGGCUUUAUUUGAUGAACUGACCACUUAUCAUGAUGCUGACGAGGAGCUUCCUGACAUUGAGGCUCUGAGUCGAUUUCUCACGAUGCUACAUACGGGGAUGAAUGUUAAUCCCCGUCUGACUCUGGAGUCUGAGAACGCCGUCGGAUCGUUCCUAGAAACCAACGAUCUUCGACUCUAUGGGACAUUCAAAGUCCCUCUAGUUCACGGCUGGGUUGCCUCGCCUUCUAGUGAAGCUCAUGCAGCACUGAGCCGUGUAGCCCAGUAUCACGAAGACAUCCAACUGCUGCAGUUCCGCAAAGAAGAAUUGGAGGAUCGGGUAAUCCGCGGUGGUUCGCUCAGCGCGGAAGAAGAGCAACUCGUCCGCGAUAUCGACACGAUCCAGUACUUUGUCAACGUCGAGAACGCCACGCAGCUGAGCGCUUUUGGACUCAAUCAUUUGGCACAGACUCUGGCGCCAGGGUCGAUCUCGAUUCUGUUCCGGAAUGAUCAUUUCUCCACUCUCUACAAACAUCCACAGUCGCACCAGCUCUUUACGCUCAUCACCGACGCUGGCUAUGCCGACCACGCUGAGAUUGUGUGGGAGUCUCUUGUCGACGUCAACGGAUCGAACGCUGGAUUCUUCGCGGGCGACUUUCGGCCCGUCGGACACGCUCCCGCCGCGUCGACCAACCCUGCUGGUCAGAGGAGCUCGAGUAAUGCCAUUGCCAACCACACAAAUAAUAUCUCUACCCAACAUACCGAACAGACGGAUGCAGAUUAUGCUUAUGCGCUGUCAUUGCAGUUCCAGGAGGAGGCGCAGCGGGAAAAUGCGAGAAACCGGCGCGCGUCAACACCUUACUACGGGUCGACACCUCGCCCGGCCGCCCACAACCGGUCGUCAUCAAGCACGGUCGGCGGGGGUGGCAGAGGUCGAUAUCGCGGCUCGCUCCAAGACCCGAAUCUGCAGCGGCCGUCGAUUCCUCCUCGAAACGUCCGGAACAUUGCCCCGGCCAUGGGAACCCCUGUUGAUCCGCAUGACGUGGUAGACGACGACGACGAUGCGCCUCCGCCUUCGUACGAGCAGGUUGCGCGCAACAAGGCGUACGAAGCGCAGUCGCAGCGCGGACGACGCUCGUCGUAUGAAGAUAUUACAAACUACUCUCUCACGUCCGGUGCAGAAUACGGACGAUCACCACGGCCACAACAACAACCGCCUUACUGUGGCGGAGGGAGACGACAGCCGGGAUUGGUUGCGUCGAGUUCACAGCAGCAGCAGCGAAAGGAGAAGGGCAAGGACUGCGUAGUAAUGCUACACCAAGCCAGUCAUCGGUCAAUUAGUCUGUUAGACCUGGAUAUGAUAAAAGCUUUUUACGCAUAUCUAUCUAGAUCUAUCUAUGUCUAUAUCCUAACGAAUCCCGUAUAUAGGCAUGAUAUAUGUCUAGAAUUAAAAAAAGAAAGGAAAGAAAGAGAAGAAAAGAAACGAAAAGAAAGAAAAGAAAAGAAAAGAAAAGGCAAUGGGAGAAGAAGAAGUACCUAUCUAUCUACUCCACGCCCUAUAGAAAAAAUGAAAAGAAAGAAGAGACAUAGGAGGUAG